This is a messenger RNA of Rhizophagus irregularis DAOM 181602=DAOM 197198, 777 nucleotides long. RefSeq lists its product as uncharacterized. Lineage: Eukaryota; Fungi; Glomeromycota; Glomeromycetes; Glomerales; Glomeraceae. Gene Ontology annotation, biological process: actin cytoskeleton organization. Gene Ontology annotation, cellular component: plasma membrane; cortical actin cytoskeleton; cell junction. The record is from RefSeq and is a predicted model, not a curated record. Gene Ontology annotation, molecular function: actin filament binding.
AAAGAUUAACAAUGUGUUUUAAUAUAAUAAAUGAUAGAUUAAAUAUUACACAAUCAAAAGCAUUAACUUCAAUGUUAAUUGAAAAAGAUUAUAGUGAUAAAGAAAGAUUAAAAAGAACCGGAUUGGCUUGGAGUGUUUAUAUAAGUGAAAUAUUUUUAUCUAUAACUAAUGUAAUGAAUAAGAGAAAAGAAAUAAGACGACAAAGCAAAUUAAUUUUACUUAAUGAAAAUGAGGAAACUACUGAAUUUAAAGAAACAGAAGAAACUUCAUCUAGUAAGAUUGAAGAUAGUACAAAAUUAAGAGGAUGUCUUUCUUCUUUUAAGAAUAGUAAUAGCACACCCCCAUCAAAGAGAAAUUCAAUGGCUACAUCAAAUUUACCUCCCUUACCUCCUUGGACUCCUAAAGUAUCAUUGAUUUCAGCUGUGUGGGAUUGGACACUAAGUUGGAUGACUAAUGAUAAUGAUAGUGAUAAUUAUGAUAGUGAUGAUUAUGACAAAAAUGGUAAAUUAAAAGAAAAGGAAAUGAGGACAAUCAGUAAGGGAAGUUUAGCAAGUAAAUCUAGACAAAAUAAUUGGGAUAUCACAAACAUCAAUGAAUGGAAAAAUAAUGAAAAUAAACCCGAUGAUGAUGGUCCUCUUCAAUUACUAGCAAACACUCAUCAACCUGCUCUGUAUAUGUAUUGGAAUUAAAAUAUUUUGUUUAACUAAUUGUAUGUUUAUAUUAUAUAUUUCUUUUUAUUUAUUUAAUUAUAUUAAUCCCUUAUGUAUGACAUGUGAC